This is a messenger RNA of Orbilia oligospora ATCC 24927, 1230 nucleotides long. RefSeq lists its product as uncharacterized. The record is from RefSeq and is a predicted model, not a curated record. Bases 1 to 1230 code for a protein of 409 amino acids. The transcript is spliced from 10 exons. NCBI's taxonomy places the organism in Eukaryota, Fungi, Ascomycota, Orbiliomycetes, Orbiliales, Orbiliaceae.
AUGUCCUCUUCCGACGCUACGCAUAUUGUUGCUGGCGCACCUUAUCCUCCCGCCGGGAGACCGGUGACUGCCGCGCUUAUAAUGAUCACGAUCACUGCACUUUCAGUCUGCUUGACUCAACGUGUGAUGAUUAUUGGUUCCUGGAGGAAACUGACGGCCGUUCGGUGGUAUCUCCUCAUUAUUUAUCUGGAUUCGUUACUAUUCAUCUUCUCAACGGGGUUUAUUAGCCUAGGACUCGGUGUUAAUAAAAGUCUAUCAUAUUGCGCAGUUGCAAAUAUCAUGUGCAUCGUGUUCUACAUAACUACCAAACUUAUAUACUUGCUGCUCGUCGAGAAAGCGAGACUGGUCAAGGGUGCAUGGCUGCCACGAUGCAAGGAUAAGCUCUAUCUCUUCAACAGCCUCGGGAUGCUGAUCCUCUACGCCGUCGUCUUUUUCUUAACAUUGGCUUACCGAUUUUCGUACCUCGAGAAUGGCGUCUGCCGUAUUGGCGCCAAGGCUUUUGCCUUGAUACCUCUUGUUACCUUUGAUGUCGUCGUCAAUGUAAUCUUGGAAAACGGAUCACUCUUUGGUUCUACCGAUCAGAAGUUGACAGCACCUAUAGAAAUCUCACGAGAGAAAGCACUGCAAUCCCAUCAAGCGCUACGCACUAUGGCCUUUAAAACUUUCUGCGGAUCUUGUGCAACUUUGAUAUCUAGUGUCGCAAACCUGAUGGUUUUAAUACUAUUGAAGGGCGAACCCGGAUGGAUUUGUUUGCUGCUUUGCAACGGCGACAUCCUAUUCAGCGCCCUCGUCCUCCACGCGAUCACCAACAAAGACCACCAAGGAACUCGCACCACUAACGGAUAUGAUUCCGGAAAUAAUAGUGUCAUGGAAGACGCAACAGAACCUGGAACUAGGAUGUCCUCGACAGCCAAGCCCCAUCGUCAGCAGUCCUCUGUGGUCGCCACCAACACAACGCUCAUCGCGUCACAACCAAGCACAACUUACGCAACCGACAUAUUCCGCCCGCUCCCUAGGAUUCCCGUAAGAUUAAAUCUAACUUCAGAACGCAAGAGUAGCAUAUCCUGGACGUUCGGAGGGUUAGGCGGGGAUCCCUCGACAUCAGCAGAGGUGCACCGCGACAUCGAACAUAGUGAGGAGCAAAAGAAGGCGGGUGUGCGGCGUGAAGGGCCCAUAGCAGAGUACGCCGAGCACGACUCCAACAAGAUCAACUUUAUAACAAGCGCAUAG